Messenger RNA from Pseudozyma flocculosa PF-1, 1953 nucleotides. RefSeq lists its product as uncharacterized. The transcript has a single exon. Bases 1 to 1953 code for a protein of 650 amino acids. The record is from RefSeq and is a predicted model, not a curated record. Gene Ontology annotation, molecular function: nucleic acid binding. NCBI's taxonomy places the organism in Eukaryota, Fungi, Basidiomycota, Ustilaginomycetes, Ustilaginales, Ustilaginaceae.
AUGGCCGACUAUCGCUACCUUGAGGCGUGGAAGAAGCCCACCGCCUCAGCCUCGACCUCGACCUCGACCUCGACCUUGUCGCGUUCCAAUCGCUCCAGCAACUACGACCACAGCUCGUUCCAAGACGUCCUCUCCUCCACCAACAACGCCGCCUGCCCAACCGACGCCUCGACCUCGUCGUACCAGGUCCGACUCGACACGCCCGGCGGCAUCACCUACGCUCCGGACGUGCUCAGCCAGCACAACUCGGCCAAACGCCUCUUCAUCCCCGCCAAGCUCACACCGGGCGACGAGUUCGACUUUGCCGCAGAAAUCACGAGGCGCAGGGAGGCGUCGACGUCGAACGUGGCGGACGCGGAAGCCAAGGAAGAGGCAGGCGAUGCCAACAAGGGACCGACUGAUGCCCAGGCCUACGCGGCGUCGAUCGACAUGCUCGCCCAGCAAAGCGAGCCGGGCCAGGAUAAAACCAGCAAAGGAGUCAGCUUCGCAGAGGAUGCAGAGACGAUACCGCAGACCGCGAUAGAUGCCGACGACACCGCCGAGACCACCGCCGGCAACGCCGCCGACAAAGCUCCCGACACGGCCUCGAUCCGUAGCAACGACACCGCCGUCACGGCCCGGUCCAUCUCGUCGCGCAUGACGGCAAUGACGCUGGCGACCGAUCGCGACGGCACGCUGCCGCACACGGUCGCGGCCAACGCCACGGUCGCCCGCACGCGGAUGCCGGCGAGCGUCGCCGGUGACGGCACCGCCAAGACACCCUGGACCUCGACCGAAUGGUCCGGCCAUCGCGCGCUGGAUCGACCGAGCCAGCGGGAAAAGGAGGCGGGCAUCACCAACUUCGAAGACGUGGGUGGAUACGGCCGCGUCCCCAGCGCCGCCGAGGCCGACCUCGACGCUGCCUCGUCGACGAUGCACGACGGCUCGAGCGUGCACACGGCUCGAACGGCCCAGACGGUCGGAGGCGUCUACAACCUUCGGCCCUCGGACCUCUUUGUGGCGGAUCCGCGGCCGUGGCGUCCGCUGCGGUACGUCCGCAAAGUCGACCCGCGCCAGGUGCUGCUCAUGUGCGCCGGCACCACCUUGACGGCCGGGCAGGUGGCCGCCCACCGCAUCGGGUCGGGGCAGCACGCCUUCGACGGCUGCGACGCCGCUUCCAUCAAGUCGUACAUGACCAGCGCGACGUCGAGGACGAGCGGUGCGGGGACGCCCGUCUUCCCGUCGACGACACCGACGGCCUUGACGCAGCAGGCAGCGUGGAGGUCGAUGCUCAAUUCCGGCAAAAUGCCCGACUACGAGACGCUCGCAUCUCAGUUCGCCAAGUCCAACGCCACCUCUACCUCUGCCGCCGCCGCCUCGGCCUCGGCCACGACUGAUCCGUCUGUGGAAGAGGUGCGGGGCGGACUCGGCUUCGUCUUCUGUCCGCCCGUCGAUCCAUCCUCUUUGCCGUCGUCGUCGUCGUCGCCGUCGCCGAGCAGCAGCCGGGUGGAGGCCAACUUUUCGCGGCGCCUCGAGCGGCCGCCCGAGCUGAGCGCGACGACCAAGAAGCGGGCGGGCCUGCGCAGCGUGCUGGCGGCGCUCGAGUACCAGCAGUGGGAGGACGAGGGGUUCGACAAGAUUGUCGUCGCCACGCACCACCGCUGGCUCGUCGACGGCAUCUCGCGCGACAUCUGGGAGUGGCGCCACAACCACUGGCGCCUCACGCGCGACGGCCCGCUCGGCACGCCCGGCGAGUCGGUGCCGGACCGCGACCUGUGGGAGCUCCUCGAUGGGGCGGUGCAGAAGUACGAGCAGAUCGACUGCACCGUCCGCUUCUGGUACGUCCCCAGGACCGAGAAUAUGCCCGCCUUCCACCUCGCCGAGCAGGGCGCCGUCAAGGACAACCAGCAGCCCGGGUUGGUGAGAUGGACCAAGCCCAAAAAGCAAAAGGCGCAGGCAGGGGCGCAGGUGUGA